AUGAUCACCAUCCGCCGCCGCCCUGCGAGGCUACCAAUUUACCUGGGCAUUGCCCUCACCCUGCUCUUUCUGUGGCAGACCGGCCUCCCAGCUGGCUGGAGCGCCCGCGAGCUCUCCUUCAAUGGCAUCCGCUACCGUAAGUCGAGCUACGACUGGGGCAGCCUGAACCUCGAAUACCCUCUCGAGAAGCCCCUCCGCACGCUCCCGAAGGGCAAACCCGUCGACCUCCCUCCCGUUCAGUACGCCUUCGGCACCAGCGGGAAGAAGUCCAACAAAAAGAACAAGAAGUUUUCACAUGACGAGGACCGCGACCGCGAACACGAGAAACAGAUCGAAUCCCGCCGUGCCGCCGUGGUGAAUGCUUUCAGACGCAGUUGGGACAGCUACAAGCAGCAUGCGUGGACCUGGGACGAGUUGACACCCGUCACGGGCGCUGGAAAGAACACCUUUGGCGGUUGGGCAGCGAGCAUGGUCGAUGGCCUUGACUCCCUUUGGAUCAUGGGGAUGCACGACGAGUUCCGUCGGGCGGUCCGCACCGUCGCUCUCAUCGACUGGUCUAACACGACCGAGUCUGCCGCCAACAUGUUUGAGACUACCAUCCGACAUCUAGGAGGGCUCAUCAGCGCCUACGACCUCAGCAGCGAGCCCGCCUUGCUGGCCAAGGCUAUCGAGCUUGGCGACAUGUUAUACAUGGGCUUCGACACGCCUAAUCGCAUGCCGCCGUUUUGGUUUAAGUUCUCUGAUGCAAAGUACGGCACCCAAAAGGUUGGCGAGCGCGAGUCCUCUGCUGCGGGAUGCUCACUAUCAAUGGAGUUCACCCGGUUGUCGCAGAUCACCGGUGACCCGAAGUACUAUGAUGCCACGGAGCGCGUGAAGGAGUUCUUGGUGAAAACGCAGCCCGACACGAAGCUACCCGGCAUGUGGCCAAUGUUUAUGAACUAUCGCGAGGAGAAGGCGGACGAGUCUUCCUUCACCAUCGGCGCUCAGGCCGACUCGCUGUACGAGUACCUACCAAAGAUGCACGCACUGCUGGGUGGUCUCGACAGUGAGUACGAGAAGCUUACGACCUCGUCUUUCGACGUCAUCAACAAACAUAUUCUGUUCCGCCCCAUUCUCCCCAACAAGACCGACAUCCUGAUUCCAGGCAACGUCUUCGCCCACGGUUCCGCUCACUCGGUGGACCUCACUCCCGAGGCCCAGCACUUGGGUUGCUUCGCUGGCGCCAUGUACGGACUUGCCGGCAAGCUCCUCAGCUCCGACUCCUACGUCAAUAUUGGCGAGCGCAUCUCCCGCGGCUGCGCUUGGGCCUACAAGGUCUUCCCUACGGGCAUCAUGCCGGAGAUUAUGACCCUGCACCCGUGCAACGAACCAGACCACGGCGCCUGCGAGUGGGACGAAAAGGCCUACGGCCGCAGCGACGUGCCCGCCGGCGUCAAGCAAGUCCGCGACGGCCGCUACAUGCUCCGGCCCGAGGCGAUCGAGAGCAUCUUUUACAUGUAUCGCAUCACGGGCGACGAGGAAUGGCGGGACACCGCGUGGGACAUGUUCCAGGCCAUCCAGCGCGCCACCGAGACGCCGCUGGCCUACUCGGCCAUCUCCAACGUCAACGUCCCGUACGCGGAGAUGACGACCAAGACAGACUCCAUGGAGAGCUUCUGGUUCUCCGAGACGCUCAAAUACUUUUACCUCAUCUUCUCACCGCCCGACGUCAUCAGCCUUGACGAUUGGGUGCUGAACACAGAGGCGCACCCCUUCAAGCGGCCCAAGAGGACGCACAAUGUCGAGACGGAGGCCGAGCUGCGGGGGCAGUCGUAA
Messenger RNA from Colletotrichum chrysophilum, 1815 nucleotides. RefSeq lists its product as uncharacterized. The record is from RefSeq and is a predicted model, not a curated record. Gene Ontology annotation, cellular component: Golgi membrane; endoplasmic reticulum. Gene Ontology annotation, molecular function: mannosyl-oligosaccharide 1,2-alpha-mannosidase activity; calcium ion binding. Bases 1 to 1815 code for a protein of 604 amino acids. Gene Ontology annotation, biological process: carbohydrate metabolic process; N-glycan processing. Lineage: Eukaryota; Fungi; Ascomycota; Sordariomycetes; Glomerellales; Glomerellaceae. The transcript has a single exon.